CCGUGCAGCACUGCGGCCUUUCUUUUCUUCUUCCGGUCCCAAGCUUGGCGGUAGCGGAUUACGGUGCAGAUAUGGCCAAGUCCAAGAACCACACCACGCACAACCAGUCCCGAAAAUGGCACAGAAAUGGCAUCAAGAAACCUCGAUCGCAAAGAUACGAAUCUCUGAAGGGGGUAGAUCCCAAGUUCCUAAGGAAUAUGCGUUUUGCCAAGAAGCACAACAAGAAGGGCCUGAAGAAGAUGCAGGCAAACAAUGCCAAGGCCAUGAGUGCUCGCGCUGAGGCUAUCAAGGCCCUCAUCAAACCCAAGGAGGUCAAGCCCAAGAUGCCAAAGGGUGUGAACCGCAAGCUAGCUCGACUUGCCUAUAUUGCCCACCCCAAGCUCGGGAAGCGUAUCCGUGCCCACAUUGCCAAGGGUCGCAGGCUUUGCCGGCCAAAGGCCCAAGUUCCAACCAAGGCCCAGGAUCCAACCAAGGCCCAAGAGCCAGCCAAGGCCCAGGUUCCAGCCAAGGUCCAAGCGCCAUCCAAGGCCCAGGCUCCAGCCAAGGCCCAGGCUCCAGCCAAGGCCCAGGCGCCAGCCAAGGCCCAGGCACUAGCCAAGGCCCAGGCUCCAACCAAGGCCCAGGCUCCAGCCAAGGCCCAGGCUCCAGCCAAGGCCCAGGCUCAGGCUGCCACUCCAGCUUCUGCUCCAGCUCAGGCUCCCAAAGGUGCUCAGGCCCCUGUAAAGGCUCCACAGUAAAUGCCUCUAUCUCCCAGUGCGAGGACAGGAGGACUGGUGUGACCCCUGGGCUGCCAUCUAUAGAGGGCUGGUGUCCUCCUGUGCUCUUUGUACAAAUAAACCUGAGGCAGGAUCUUUUAGCCUG
Fukomys damarensis (Damara mole-rat) is the source of this 861-nucleotide messenger RNA. It is a transcript of the gene Rpl29, whose product is annotated as ribosomal protein L29. NCBI's taxonomy places the organism in Eukaryota, Metazoa, Chordata, Mammalia, Rodentia, Bathyergidae. The record is from RefSeq and is a predicted model, not a curated record. The transcript is spliced from 4 exons. Gene Ontology annotation, biological process: cytoplasmic translation. Bases 72 to 737 code for a protein of 221 amino acids. Gene Ontology annotation, molecular function: structural constituent of ribosome. Gene Ontology annotation, cellular component: cytosolic large ribosomal subunit; ribosome.